AUGUCUUUCUCCAACACGUCGACCGGCGACAAGCCCGCCGACCCCUACAAGGCGGCCAACCUCGACGAGAAGGUGACGCUCGACCAGAAGAUCGAGGACCUCACCGAGUUCAUCUCGUCCUGCAAGUUUGGCAUGAUGACCACGAGAGACUCGAGCAGCGGUCGCCUCGUCUCUCGAUGCAUGGCCCUGGCCGCAAAGGAAUCCGGCGGUAUCGACCUCCUCUUCCACACAAACACAGAGUCCCACAAGACGGACGAGCUCAAGAGCGACCCCCACACCAACAUCUCGUUCCUCAACGUGUCCGGGGAGUGGGCCUCGGUCUCGGGCGAGGCCUCCAUCGUCACGGACCGCGCCCUCGUCAAGAAGCACUACAACCCCUCGCUCAAGGCCUGGCUCGGCGACCUGGGCGACGGCGUCCACGACGGCGGCGAGAACGACCCCCGCAUCGGCGUCAUCCGCGUCAAGGCCAACACGGCCACCUACUCCAUCGUCAGCAAGAACAUCCUCGGCCGCGCCGUCGAGGUCGCCCAGGGCGCCGUCACGGGCAAGCCCGCCUCGGUCAACAAGCUGCGCGAGGUCAGCGAGUCCGAGAUUCAGCAGUGGCGGUCCUCCCACUAG
Thyridium curvatum is the source of this 618-nucleotide messenger RNA. RefSeq lists its product as uncharacterized. The record is from RefSeq and is a predicted model, not a curated record. Lineage: Eukaryota; Fungi; Ascomycota; Sordariomycetes; Thyridiales; Thyridiaceae. The transcript has 2 exons. Bases 1 to 618 code for a protein of 205 amino acids.